Molecule: messenger RNA, 1659 nt
Organism: Rotaria sp. Silwood1
Lineage: Eukaryota; Metazoa; Rotifera; Eurotatoria; Philodinida; Philodinidae
Source: the annotation of a GenBank genome assembly
AUGUCUAAUACACGAUUGGUGCUGCUUAUUUUAAGUAUCUUUGCUAGUACACUUAUACAAACCAUAUGCAAUGCUCAAUUUACUAAUAUUGAUGAAGACACUGGUUGUCCAUUGAAUGUCAAUCAUGAAUGUGAAAUAUGUGCUGUAGAUCAAAAUCGUUUAGGAUGUUAUUGUGAACUCACUAAUGGCGAUGUAAUUAUUACUGCUAAUAUAUUCACAAAAUGUCCAAUCGAAAAUCUGGAUCCUUGCAGUAAUCAUUCAUGUAAAAAUGGAGCUACAUGUGUUAGUGAAGGUUUGACUAAUUAUAAAUGCAAUUGUACUCAAGGUUUUGGCGGUCCAUUAUGUAAUGAAACAUUACCAAAGUGUUCUGAUCCAAAUAUACAGUGUUUAAAUGCUGAAUGUAUUGAAACAAAUGAUCCUGAUAUACCUGUUUAUUGUCAAUGUUAUGAUGGUACACGACGUGAUCCAAGACAGAAUGAUUCAUGUCCAUUAAGUCCAUGUUAUGAGAAAGAUACUGAAAAUCCAGUCUGUAAACAUAAUGCUACAUGUCGAAUUAUUAACAAUGGAUAUUUCUGUGAAUGUACAGGAGGUUAUGCAGGUCAAACUUGUAUAAAAACUCUUAAAAGACCACUCUGUGAAGAAUCACCAGGUGUUUGUGGUGAAGGAAAAUGUCAACAAUCACUGACACCACCAUUUUAUUCAUGUAAUUGUGGUAAUCAUCCAAGUACAUUUGGUAAAACAAUUACCGAAUUAACUAAAUGUGAAGAAAGUGGUUGUUAUGCAAUAAAUCCAUGUCAAAAUGGCGGAACAUGCAGUAAUAAAGGUGUAGGCGCUUUCAUUUGUCAAUGUUCUUCCCGUUUUACUGGUACUAAAUGUGAAAAAUUUUCUGCUUGUCAUACUAAUCCAUGUGUAAAUAAUGGCAUUUGUGAAGCAUUCAAUGAAACCGUAUAUUUCUGCAAAUGUCCACCAUAUUUUACUGGUCAACGAUGUGAAACUCCUGUACCUGAUCCAUGCCAAGGAAAAUCAUGUGGAGCUUUUGGUGAAUGUCGUGAUAUUCGAGGUACUGCAAUAUGUUACUGUAAUGAUGGAUUACAUCUUGAUGGUUCACCUUGUGAAGACCCAUGUCUUAAUAAAACUUGUGGUGUAGGUGUAUGUACAAAAAGUCCAAAUGCCACGUAUGAAGCUAUAUGUUCAUGUCCCAUAGAUCGUACAGGAGAAUCAUGUGAAAAACCGCGAGAUGUAUGUCGAGAAGCUCCUCGUUGUGGUGGUGGAUAUUGUAAACCGAAUUAUCAGUCUGUUCGUGGUUAUGUAUGUGUAUGUGAAGGAGGUUCGGUUAGAAAUGAACCAUGUCCAUUUUCAUCAACUUGUCCAAUCAAAGAUUGUGGAACAGAAGGUAUUUGUGUAGAAACUGAUGGUAUUGUAACAACUCCUGGUGGCAGACCAAUCUUUUACGUUUGUCAAUGUAAGAAGGGAUAUAUUAGUUCGGGCGAUUGUACUGGAUUGCUCGCUACAGAUGUUCCAGCUGCUAUACCUAGAUGUGGACCUAAUGGCAUACCAUAUCCAAGUCGUAAUCCAAAUAAUCCAAUCGGAUGUUGGUGUAAUAAUGGUACACAUAUUGAAGAAAUUGAUGUAAAUGGUCCAUCAUCAUACUGUCCUUAA